CUGGGGAGGAGGCGGUAUUUGCAUGUCACUACGAGGGACUCUCGAGUCUGCUGAAGAUCGAGGGAGUUGGCUGGUCAAAGGAGUCACACAUGGAGGGAACCGGGACUUCGAGUGCUUACGGGAUUUCGCUCGCAGGAGGAGGCUUUGACUUUCUAAAAUUUGUCCGACAACCGCAAACCAUUGUGCGGCUACUGAGCUGGCUAUUUUCCAUUGUGGUUUUUGCCUGCAUCACCACAGAGGGAUACAUCAACCCUGUCUUCAGCGCUGAGCCAAAGUGCAUCUUCAACCAAAGUGACUCGGCAUGUCAUUACGCUGUUGGAAUUGGCGUGAUUGCCUUCCUUGCCUGUGUGGGCUUUUUACUUUUAGAUAUUUACAUGCCUUUUAUGAGUAAUGCACAGCAAAGGAAAUUUGUUGUGAUGGCAGACCUAGGAUUUUCUGGAGCUUGGACCUUUCUGUGGUUUGUGUGCUUCUGCUUGUUGGCCAGUCAUUGGAGUCGCACGCAUGAUGUCAGCGCAAUUCCUCAGGACGCAGCACGUGCAACAGUGGCCUUUUCAUUCUUCUCCAUCGCUACCUGGGGAAUCCUAACCUACUUCGCCUUGGGUCGUUUCCGUAGCGGCACUGACGACGUCGCCAUCCCAACCUACACUGAGCAGCCUCCAGAACAACACGAGCCUUACCCGCCAACCUACGCCCCUGCCCCCUACAACCCCACGCCAUACACCCCCACCACCUAUCCCACCCUAGCUGACUUAAGCCAGCAACCUGCCUUCACCCCAAACCUGCAGCCGACGCCCGGCUAUCAGCCACCGAAUUACUGAUACAGAAAGCUCUGUUAUGGCAAGAGCAGGGCUGCUGCUUAUUUGCUAGUAGCAGAUCCAACAAGUCCAAACUGGGUCUCCAUUGGUGAUAAGGCUUAUCGGGGAUAUAACGCUUCUCUAUUUAAACUCGAGGAGUUGAAGAACUGCAUGCAAGUUAAUAGAAGAGGGACACUGUGGAUUACCGCAAAGGCUCUCUGGUCUAUGAUCAGAUCUUGCCAUCGGACUGAGAGCUGACAUUAGAGAUGAUCUUUGGAUCAGCUGACCUGUGUGCUAUGACACAACACUUACCUCAAGCAGGCAUAUGGAAUGUUAGCAUAAUUGCGAAACUGUUGAUUACAGUUGAUGAGAUCAACACCAGGAGUUUUUUUCAUUUGUACAGAUUUCUUGGCAAAACGAGUGCCCUUUUAUUUGCCGUGUUCCACAACUAAUUUUCAACAUGAAUUUGUCUUCAUUUGCCGUAAAUAACUAAAGGAAUUACUACAAGUUAAAGGAAUGGACAACACCUCUGUCAUGUGCAAAACAGCAGAAGGAAUCCUGCUUAAUUAAAUUUUUAAAAAAUCAUUUUUUAAUGUGUUAUAGUGGAGAAUAGCCUAAAUUAAAGUCAGUAUUUCCAGGAAUUGACUUCCCGACAUAGGGGCGGACAUUUUAUCAAUACCGGCACUUUUAGCCAAUUGAAUUAGGGCUGUCAAACGAUUACAAUUUUUAAUCGAGUUAAUCAGAGCUUAAAAAUUAAUCGUAAUUAAUCGGAAUUCAAACCAUCUAUGAAAUAUGGCAUAUUUUUCUGUAAAUCAUUGUUGGAAUGAAAAGAUAAGACACAACACGGAUAUAUACAUUCAACAUACUGUACAUAAGUACUGUAUUUGUUUAUUUUAAUAAUACAUCAAUAAGAUGGCAGGGCCGGCACAGCCUAUAUGCAGACUAUGCAGCUGCUUAGGGCCCCUGACCACUACGGGGCCCCCAAUCUGGCAAUUGUUUAAUUUCUAUUCUAUUUUGUUUACUACAGUUUGCUUUAUUUGACUUUUGUGAGUUUUGAUACAUGAUUACAAGCUUUAAAAAAUAAGUUCUUCCUUUUCUUUCCUCUUUUAGAAAAAGGUUUGGCGCUAUCUACUGUAAGUACUGACAAUCAUUUGGGGUGAGAAGUUUGAAGUAUGCAGUGGAACAAAAUCUGAUUAAUAUACAAAAUAUGGACGUAUGGGUUGGAUUACAUGUAUGGGUUUCACGAUACACUGUGACGAAAUGGUGGGCCAAAAAUAUGGGCCCCUUUGCAUUAUUUUGCUUAGGGCCCCCAAAUGGCCUGGGCCGGCCCUGCAAGAUGGCAUUAACAUUAUUAACAUUCUGUUAAAGCGAUCCAUGGAAAGAAAGACUUGUAGUUCUUAAAAGAUAAAUGUUAGUACAGAUUAUAAAAAUUUUAUAUUAAAACCCCUCUUAUUGUUUUCGUUUUAAUAAAAUUUGUAAUAUUUUCAAUCAAAAAAUAAACUAGUAGCUCGCCAUUGUUGAUGUCAAUAAUUACACAAUGCUCAUGGUGCUGAAACCCAUAAAAUCAGUCGCACCCAAGCGCCAGCAGAGGGUGACAAAACACCAAAAACCACAAGUAACAACUGGACAUGACACUGUGCUGUCAUUUUAAUGUUUGAGCGGAGCAUGUGCGUUAAAUGCGUCAAGUAUUUUAACGUAAUUAAUUUGCCGUUAACGUGAUAAUUUUGACAGCCCUAAAUUAAAUGCGAGUAUCCUGAUUCCCCCACCCUUCCUCGCUACAUCAUUAAUACGUAUUAUCAUAUGCACCAUUACUUGAGUCGAUCAGUUUAUAUGAAAUCACAAAAUGGAUGAGCCUGCAAGCAGUGUCAUUCUUUUUUUGUUUAAACAGUAUUUUAUCUAUUAUCAGAAGUCUGCAAAAUUUGCGGUUUGCGUACUUUGAGCAACUGUUUUUGCAAGGUCAUUUAUAAGAGUUGUUUGAAUUUCAAGUGAUAAAUUGCCCCCCCCCCCCCUUUUUUUUUUUUCCAAGCGUUGAUAAAUGAUGUAACCAAACUAUGGAAGUGGAUUUAUGACUGAGACACCAGAAAAAAAUGCAAUUAUAGUAUUGUAAACAUGUUCAUUUUCUGAUCUGAUAAGUUUGACUUACGCAUUUGACAAAUCAGAACAAAUUCUUACUGGUUCAGGUCACAACUGGAGUCUUGGCUCGGUUCAGUAUUUGUGCGUUUUUAAAUUCUAUAUGUUUUAAAAUACUUAAUAUUUUACAGAAAGAGCAAUUUAGUAACAUGGAUUGUAACUUUGUUUUAUAUGGCACAAAAUGCCUGAAGGAUUAACUGUAUUAUGUUGUCCAACACAGAUGUUGCAUCAUACUUUCAAAAUGUCACAUAGAAAAAUUGGUAACAUUUUAUUUGACAGUGGUGUCAUAAGACUGUCAUAAUUAUGAUGAGACACUAUCAUGAGCAUUAAUGAAUGCUUGACGGCAUAAGCAGAGUUUAAGGGGGGGCCAGUCCCCCCUGGUGGCUGAAAAGUGUCAAUAAAUGUAAUUGACUAUUAUAUAUAUAUAUAUAUAAGUUGUAAAGCCAUAAAGCAAACAACAAAAAUGAAUAAAAUGAACAAAUUUUUUUUUAUAAUGAGUCAAAAUUAUUUUUUGAACAGAUCAUGUGACUAGCACCUUAGACAGUCAUUUGCUUUGCAUAUUAUUUAAAAUGAUUGAUUAAAAUGAUUUGAUUGAAGCAACUUUUUGGGGGAUUAAAUGAUUUAGACACAAAUGUCCUACCCAUAAUAUAGCCCAAACACAAAAAGGAUUGCUAAAAUUAAAGAAAACUUUUAAAAUUCAAAAUUAAGUGUUCAAAUGCAAAUAUUUGAGUAUCAAAUAUUUUUUUCGAAUUCAAAAACUUUUUCUCUGAUUGAAUUUUUUUUUUUUUUUUUUUUUUUGGAUUGAAGUGAAGUUUCGUUUGAAAAUAUAUAUUUUUGUUUAAAGCAACUUUUUGAUUGAAUAAUAAAGACACAAAUGUCCUAGCCAAAAUGUGGCCCAACCACAAAACAUUACUUCAGUCAAAAAAGUUGCCUCAAUCAACAAAAAAAUUGACUUCAGGAAAAAAAUUCAAAUAAAAAUAGCUUUCAAAUGCAUUAUUUUGAGUUUUAAAUUUAUUUUUGCAUUCACAAUUCCCCCCCCCCCCCCCCCCCCCACACACACUUUUUUUCGAAUAAUGAAGACACAAAUCUACUUCCAUAUGGCUCCGCCCAGGGGAUACAAUUUUUGACUGGGGUAACUACAUUGGCACGACCGGCAGGCGUACCAUAGUCAAUAGAUGAUGAUCUUGGCGAAAAGUAUAGCUGUCUUAAGCAGCCUGAUUUAGAAUUCCCCUCAAGAAUGAUGGGAAACAGAAAAAAUGCUCAUUUUCAACUUAUGAUAAAUAUUCUUGUAAGUUAAUUUUUAUGUCUGACACUGCGUUUUGGGGUCAUCAACAUGUAGUGCCCCUCAGCCCAAAAGUCAAACUCCGCCUAUGCUUGACGGACGUCAUUAAGUGUCAUCUGGCAAAUUGUUACGAACUCCAUUUAUGUCCAGUCUGCAUCUUUUACGUUCAUUUAAAAUGACAUAAUUUGUUGGAUGACACUUAAUGACAUAUGUCAAAAGCAUUCAUUAAUGCUAGCGACUGUGUAAUUUCGUAAUUAUGGCAGUCUAAUUCAGGGGUGAAAGUGGCUAGAAAUUCUUGUCAGAACUCCCGAACAUAAAUGUCGGCAUGGAGCCCUUUUUUUCUUUUCGUUUGCCACAAAAAAAUACAACCGUCCAAAUCGUCUUGGCUUUGUGAAAUUCCAGAUACCCUUUAAGCUUGUUUUACAUGAAUGAAUCUGGGUGAAGUGCAGAUGACACACCCAUUGAAUAGUAACUAAUUAACAACAGAAGAGCUUCUUGGGGAAGAAAAAAAACAUGCCUUCACUGCAAACUCAGUCUUUGUGUUGUACACUUGAGGUCUUUGAGGCUUCUCUGUGUCAAGUGACAAAAGUGUCGUGUUCACUUCAAGUUGUGCUUCUUCUCGUGGAUAUGCUUGUUUGAUAAACCUACAGUUAAAUCUCAGUAAUGCUGUUGGAACAUUGAUUUGUUACAGCAUAUUAGUAUUUUGAAGCCAUGGAUUUGUAUUCAAAAUGGUCACUCCCCCCAAAAAUAAUUUUGCUCUCAACAUAUCUUUAGCCACAUUCUUUUUGUCUUGUGUAUCCCCUUCACAACAAAAAAGUGGCCAAGGUGCUAAUAACUUACUACACACUGCUUGGAUAACUGACAGUGUAUUUUAAGUUACUUUACUACAUAUUAUAAAACAUUUCAGUCAGACCGGCACUCAAAUUACACAAGAUUUAAAUUACACCUGGUCUGGAAUUAAAUUCCAAAAACAUAGAAAGUAGAGAUGUCCCGAUCGAUCGGGAUGCCGAUCACGUCAUUUUCAAAGUAUCGGAAUCGGCGAAAAAAAUAUCGGCCAUGCCUUUUUUUAAAAUAUUUAUAUAUUUUUUAAUUAUAUAUAUAUAUAUAUUAAUUAUAUCUAUAGUUUAAUUAAAUCGUUUUCUAAUUGUAUUUAAUGUUACAGACAUGUUACACUCAUCCAGUCUUUAGUUUGGGCUUAAGAUAGUUAUCAAAUUUAUCCCGAUAGCAGCGGUAAUUGAUUUUUUAAAAAAAUGUAUCACGUUAAAAUAUUUAACACAAUUAAUGCAUGCGCUGCACGACCCACUCACGCAUUUUCGCGCUCAAUCUGUAAUGGCGCCGUUUUACCUAUAUAGAGAGAUAAAAGACAGCAUAAAAUGAGUAAAGUGAAUUUUGGUAGCCUUUGGAGCCUUUUUUUAGUUGGCUAAAGCCUUACAAUCCCUCUCCCUAUGAUUAGAAAUAUCAUGGGAAGCAAUGUGGGGAAGCAUUGAUCUUUUUCUUAACACCUUAUGUUAUUUCCCAACGCAGAGAAGAUAUCAAUUGGUAGCACUACGCACAGUCAUGGUUCCACUUCCUAUCAUGCAUUUGGGCAUGGCUACAGUAUCAUUUACUGAAAGCUCAACAAAUACACUAGUUGGCAAUAUUUAGUCACAAUAUACAAAGUCACAAGUCUUUAUCCGUGGAUCCCUCUCACAGAAAGAAUGUUAAUAAUGUAAAUGCCAUAUUGAGGAUUUAUUGUCAUAAUAAACAAAUACAGUGGAUGGCUACAGUAUCAUUUACUGAAAGCUCAACAAAUACACUAGUUGGCAAUAUUUAGUCACAAUAUACAAAGUCACAAGUCUUUAUCCGUGGAUCCCUCUCACAGAAAGAAUGUUAAUAAUGUAAAUGCCAUAUUGAGGAUUUAUUGUCAUAAUAAACAAAUACAGUACUUAUGUACUGUAUGUUGAAUGUAUAUAUUCGUCAGAGUUUUAUUCAUUUUUUUCUUGAUGCACUGCCAAAAUGUAUAUGAUUGGGAAAAAUUAUCGGGAUUCGGGACUGAUUGGAAUUGAAUCGGGAGCAAAAAAAAAAAAAAAAAGCAAUCUGAUCGGGAAAUAUCGGGAUCGGCAAAUACUUAAACUAAAACGAUCGGGAGCAAAAAAACAUGAUCGGAACAACCCUAAUAGAAAGGACAAGGCACAAAGAUGUAAAUCCAGUAAAGAAAAAUAUUAACCUUACCACAAUCUUUACAGUCACAUUUUAUUAAAUAAUGAAAGUCAUAGAAAAUAAUUUUCACUAGUUUUAAACUAAUGCCCUCUCCAAUAUUUUGUCUGUAACCGAAAUGCUCAGAAAUAACACCUUUAGUACCGACAGCUUUAUGUGGUUUUCUGUAUACAUAUGUUAAUAGUCCACCAAUUAGAAAAUUAAAUAAAAACUAGCAUGCACUUCCAGACUACUGAAAGACAAAUGUCUGACAGAAAUAUCUAUGUAAGUGUGAAUCUAAGUGAUUACAUUGAUAUCAAUGCACAAAUAACAUAUCCAGAGAUAUAAAAGCAAUACUGUAACUGUAUAACAAUAUAUUAACAGAACCUAGAAGUGUUUCUCAUUUCAGCACCUUGGAGGUUCGCCACAACUGUGCUUCAUUGGAAUUCAAUGUAUAGCAAUGAGACUUGGCUUUAUCAACCUUCACACCUAAGCAACAGUUUUUAUGUGUUCAGAAGUGGAGGGCAGAGAAAAGCCUUCUGGGAAUUCCAGAGUCCAUAAGUUUCUCGUUAGGUACAUGUUGAGGCGUUUCAUCCCUGAGGGGAGGUCGGUUUUCUUUGACCGCCAUCAGAUUUCCAUAACACUUUCGACAAACUGCUUGGUACUUGUCAGCUCCGCCGAUCACUUCCACCUACGGACGACAGAAAACAUGAUGCUUAAAAUAUAAUAAAUCCCGCCAACUAAUUUUCUUAAUGUGUACCCUCACCUCCUUCUCUGCUCCAAUCCUCUUUGUGUAGGCCGCUUCUUUAUAACACUGCAUGCAGACGGCGUGAAGCUUCACCACGCUUUCAGCCAGAGGGACAAGGUUCAAAAUGUUUCCAAAUGGCUUAAAAAAAAAAAAAUGAAUAAAUGCAGUUGUAAUGCCAAGUCAACAGUUCACAUUCCAGCACAAUCACUAGACAAUGUGUAUUUUUCAGGUAAGCAAAGGCACCAUUCUCUGGAAGGUUCCAUCCAAGGCAGCAACAAUCACAAUCUUGCCCAAAUUGGCCAUUUCCUCACAAAACUCAACUGUGUCCGGGAACUGCAAUGACACAAAGAGUUUAAGUAAGAGUCAAUAGCCAUAACAUGAAAGAAAGUAGUAGAAAAAAACAAUCCACUUACAAAUUGCCCUUCAUCAAUUCCAAUGACACAGGCUUGCAGUGCCAGCGACCACACAUCUCUAAGCGAGUUUGCUGGUAUAGCUUCCAUUGUGUUUCUAAGGGACGUACAAGUAAUUUCAUUUUUUUGCAUGAAUGAAACACCCAUAAAGCAUGCCAACAUGAUGCAAUUGUAGCCUUAUGUCCCAAUGAAGAUCAGUGAACCCCCUUUCUAUCACAACCUCUCGUUCUAACCAAACAGCAUUUCAAUGUCGCAGAUGUAAUAGCCUGGAGAUAUAAGGUUUUCUAGAGAUGCGCAUUCAUUUGAACUUGCAAUUUUUUUGUCUGGAAAAUGAGCUAAACUUGGGAUACAGCCACCAUUGAGUCGCAUUGUGGUAGCAAUGCCCCUGUAAGAUGGUAUGCCAAAAGAUCACAUCGAAGAGAAACACGGCGGCACAAUACAUUAGGUGCAGCCGGUGUUGGUCAAGUUUUAAAUUUUUCCACACAAAGUACUUCAAAGGUCAUACAUUUCAAAAUGAACAAAUUGAUAGUUGAUGAUUUAUUUAAUGUUUUAAAUGUGUUGCAGUGAUCUGUUAACCUCAAAAUUAUGGCAUUUGCCUAUUGUUGCCAAGGAAACAGUCCACUCCAUACUUUAAUACAGGUGCAUCUUAAAGCCUUA
This is a messenger RNA of Corythoichthys intestinalis (scribbled pipefish), 8196 nucleotides long. It is a transcript of the gene syngr2b, whose product is annotated as synaptogyrin 2b. Lineage: Eukaryota; Metazoa; Chordata; Actinopteri; Syngnathiformes; Syngnathidae. Bases 90 to 818 code for a protein of 242 amino acids. The record is from RefSeq and is a predicted model, not a curated record. The transcript has 4 exons. Gene Ontology annotation, cellular component: synaptic vesicle membrane; neuromuscular junction.